UCAAAUAAGUGGCGGGAAGAUUUUUAACUGGUUCUCGAUAAAUCUCUCGGGCAUGAAGUUUCGCGGGAACUAAGUAAAUUUUUUUCUCUUUGCACGUGGGUUGCAUGCUGUUACAGUGCUCGAGUUAUUAUCAUGGCGAAUGUUGCUGGAAACAUAGCUCUAUUGAGUGUAUCGGACAAAACUGGGUUGAAGGAAUUUGCACAGAAGUUAUCUGCCGUUGGUUUAAAGCUUGUGGCAUCCGGAGGAACUGCCAAGUGCAUCAGGGAUGCUGGGAUUCCUGUCAGUGAUGUAUCCGAGAUCACAGGUGCCCCUGAAAUGCUUGGAGGACGAGUGAAGACUCUACAUCCCACAGUUCAUGGUGGUAUCUUGGCCAGGUUAACUGAUUCUGAUCAAGCUGAUCUGCAAUCCCAGAACAUUGAAAUGAUCAGGUUGGUGGUAUGCAACUUGUACCCCUUUGUCAAGACAGUUGCUGAUCCCCAUGUUCUGAUUGAGAAGGCAGUGGAGCAGAUUGAUAUAGGUGGAGUGACACUGCUUCGGGCUGCUGCCAAGAACCACAUGAGAGUUUCGGUGAUCUGUGACCCAGAGGAUUAUAAUAGAGUCCUUGAUGAGAUGUCAAAUUCCCCAACUAACGAUACAACGAUAGAAACCAGGAAAAUGUUGGCAGUUAAGGCCUUCAACCACACGGCUGACUAUGAUGCUGCUAUAUCGGACUACUUUAGACGUCAGUAUAGUGCUGGGAUGUCCCAGCUCAAUCUGAGGUAUGGAAUGAAUCCCCAUCAGAAACCGGCACAAAUCUCAACCAACAUGGCAGAACUGCCCCUCAAAGUUAUGAAUGGUUCUCCCGGCUUCAUCAAUCUUUUGGAUGCUCUAAAUGGCUGGCAGCUUGUCAGAGAAUUGAAAGCAGCAUUAGGCAAACCUGCUGCCACCUCCUUCAAACAUGUCAGCCCAGCAGGUGCUGCUGUGGGUGGCCAGGGAAUGUCUGACACGGACAAAAAAAUGUGCAUGGUGGCGGACAUGGAGGGGUUAUCUCCCUUAGCUGAAGCCUAUGCCAGGGCACGAGGAGCUGAUAGGAUGUCUUCAUUUGGUGACUUCAUCUCUCUAUCAGACCCGUGUGAUUUACCCACUGCUAAAAUAAUCUCCAGAGAGGUCUCUGAUGGAAUUAUUGCCCCAGGAUACUUGCCUGAGGCCUUGGAAAUUCUGAAGAAGAAAAAGGGAGGCAACUACUGUAUACUUCAGAUUGACCCUGGAUAUGAGCCACCCACCAUAGAAACAAGGACAGUGUUCGGAUUACAGUUACAGCAAAAAAGAAAUGAUGCCAUCAUCAACAGCGAUAUAAUGAAAAAUGUUGUAACAGCCAGGAAAGAGCUGAGCAGAGAAGCUGAACAAGAUCUUAUAGUGGCAACGAUAACACUGAAAUACACUCAAUCCAACUCCGUCUGUUAUGCUAAAUCUGGCCAGGUAAUUGGUAUUGGAGCAGGACAGCAGUCCCGGAUCCAUUGUACUCGACUGGCAGGAGACAAAGCCAAUAAUUGGUGGUUGAGACAGCAUCCAAAAGUGAUGGCAAUGCAGUUCAAAGUGGGAGUCAAACGGGCUGAGAAAAACAAUGCCAUAGACCAGUAUGUUUUGGGACUAGUAGGAAAGGACAUGGAUCAAAAUGCCUGGGAAGCCAUGUUUGAAGUUAUUCCUAGCCCACUCACUGAGGAAGAGAGAACAGAGUGGAUUUCUAAGCUGAAAGGAGUUUCCCUGAGUUCUGAUGCCUUCUUCCCAUUUACUGAUAAUAUCGAAAGAGCAGUCAUGAGUGGUGUGGAGUAUAUAGCAGUCCCUGCUGGAUCGACCAAUGACACAGAAGUGAUAAAGGCAUGCAAUCAACACAGUAUUGCCAUGGUGCACACCGACGUCAGAUUGUUUCACCACUAAAUCCUCCGGCAAUCUCCACCCAUGUAACUUAAAGUUGGUGAAUUAAUAGAGAUUGUGGGUGUACAUUUUCAACUCACUUGAGCCACAGGCUAAUUACAAAUGUUUCCUAUUUUCAACUUUUUUCAAAUUUGUGUAAAUCAAGGGCUUUGUUCAUUUGCAUGAGGAGAUAAGUCUGAGUAAAAAAUCUUAAGAACCAGGAAGUCAACAUAGAGAUGAUUAAGAUUCAAUCUGAUGAAAAAAAAAUGAAUUUUACAAUAUCUCAGAUACUGGCUACAGAUGCUGACAUCACUUUGAGGGUCAAUUUCCUUAACACCAUAAGUGCGACACACAAACUUUUAAUAUCUUUCUAAAAAAAAAAAAAAAAAGUCUUUCGUGAAUACUUCAGAGUGUUAUAUAUGAUCAAGGAAAGGCUUGAAAUUUCCCAACAAUCAAUUGAGAUUUUCGCAGCAGUGAUUUCAUUGGCCGACAUAAAUGCCGCUCUGACGUGACCCCCAAAUGGUAUAUUGUUGGAUUCUUAUUUAGGAAACUGUGAUAAGAUCAAAGGAGGUUGGAAACUAUGGGAAGUUAAAGUUUUGGAUUGUAAUAUACAGGGAAAAUAUUCUUUAUAACAACAAGGAUCCCCAGGGUUGGUGAAAGGCCAUGAUUAGGAUUUACAGUUUUGCCUAGGAAUAUUUAAAAAAAAAAAACAUCUUUGAAAAAGGACCAAAAGUCUACAUGUAUUUGUUCGAUAAGUAUGCAAGUAUCCUUGGGUGUACAUUUAUGUUUAUUUAAGGUUUGACCCAUGAGGCCGUUUUAGGCCCACUAUUGAGGUUCAGAGUUCUACAUGAAGAAAUAUCUUUCAAAAUUUCAUCCUCUUCUCGACUUGACAACCAAAAGCCUGAAGCGUGUCAAAUCAAUAAUGGCUAAAAAAUUUCCAGUUUGUUCAAACCAUGAUCCCCCCCCCCCCCUUUUUUUUGGGUCAAGGUGAGGCAACAAUAGGGAUUUAAAGUUUUACUGAUAAAUAUAAAGGGGAAAAAAUAUUUCAAAGAGCUAGAAAAGUACAGUUUAUGCAAACAUCCUCGUGUAGUGUAUGCUUCUGUGUGUAACACCAUGACCUUGGAGCUUAUUUAGAGUUGCAAUAAAAAUUGAAUUGAAUCUAAAUAAGAAAUUUAAGUAGAGUUUGUUGGGGUGAUUCAUGGAGUAGGAAGCUUGUGGAUCUAUUGUUGGAGAGGAGAUGGAGUAUGUUUUCACUGUUAAUCAUUAUUGAUAAUGUAAUGUUUAUGUUCAUUGCUGCUAGAUUGCGUUACUGGCAAUAUUAGUUUUCAUUUUGAUCUAAUUUUUGCUAUGAAUAGUAAUCGCUCAUUUUACAUGUAUGCAUUGCAACACACAUAGUGCCAUAUUUUGUAACAAUAUCUAAGAGAGCACAUGAUCCUCUUUGUUUAUAGAUGAACAGCCAUAUAUUGUUCGUAGCCGUGGGUUGUGCUCUAUAAUACUCGUUUUCGUUAUAUUUUAUAGAUACUCAUAUUAAAAAACAUAAUAAGACAUGUAUGAUAUUUUGAAGUGUUGUAGUAACUGAAGUGUGAACAUCUGUUUUGAAGUCGUAUGCAUGUAUAUUGAACAUAUUUCAUGGGCAAUAAAGGAGGAAACACAA
Ostrea edulis (European flat oyster) is the source of this 3547-nucleotide messenger RNA. RefSeq names its product bifunctional purine biosynthesis protein ATIC-like. Gene Ontology annotation, cellular component: cytosol. The record is from RefSeq and is a predicted model, not a curated record. The transcript has 19 exons. Bases 133 to 1917 code for a protein of 594 amino acids. Lineage: Eukaryota; Metazoa; Mollusca; Bivalvia; Ostreida; Ostreidae. Gene Ontology annotation, molecular function: phosphoribosylaminoimidazolecarboxamide formyltransferase activity; IMP cyclohydrolase activity. Gene Ontology annotation, biological process: 'de novo' IMP biosynthetic process.